AUGAGCUGGAAUAACCCUCCUCCAGGUGUAAAUCCUCAAUAUUCCUCAUUUUACUACAAUUCUCAGUCAUUUGCUCCGCCAUCACAGCCACAGGUUCCUCAGCCCACUGACCAUAAGCGAGGUGUGCCAGGCGGAGGAUGGGAUGAUGGAACUGAAGAGCUCCAUAUCAGAAGAUCGAGAAAUCCUGCACCGAUUCCUAAUCAAACUGAACGACCUCCUGUAGUCCAAGAAACUGUUAUUCAACAUAUAGAAAAGCCAGUCCAUCAAAAUACUACCAUUGCUGUCAGCUUACAGCCAGGUCCUUAUGAACGAAAACUGGUUGACGACAUCACGAUCCCGGGCGGAGCAAGACCUCGGCCUUCUGAUAAAGAUUUACAUGAUUUCAGUCAAAAAUGCAUGUUUUUGUCACAUGAAAUGAUAGGGAAUUUACUUUUACAAACUUUACAACACCCUCAAAGAUCGCUUAAAGCUUUAUAUGUGCUUGAUACAUUGGCUAGUGAUUACCCAACUUAUAAAGAUUUCGUAGUGCAAAACCUCUCUGCGAUACAGGCUGCGAAUUAUUCUCAAGCUCAUCAAAAAGCUCUUCAAUCGUUAUUAAGCAAACUUAAUUCUUCUAUAAAUACAACGGCUCCAUCGUUUAGUAACAUUAUUGAAUUUUAA
Molecule: messenger RNA, 660 nt
Organism: Blepharisma stoltei
Lineage: Eukaryota; Ciliophora; Heterotrichea; Heterotrichida; Blepharismidae
Source: the annotation of a GenBank genome assembly